AUGCUUUCAUCUCUGUGCCUUGUGUUAAAUCUGAGAGGAACACAGAAGGACAUCCAGCUACCAUGGGAGCUCAGGAGACGGAGACUGGGGCCCAGUGUAGGGGAUCGCCUUACCUUGGACCUCACCCUCUUUUUAUACUGCUCCGGCAAAGACAACAAAGCUCCACUGUGUUCACACUGGUUUCUGACUCGGCUGAACCUAGUCCUUACCCGCCCCUGGUACCCAGCCAGCAGUAACCUCCAGGCGACAAUUGCAACUUCUCGCGCCUGGUCGGGUGGUGAACCGCGGUCCCCUCGGAUGAGAGGCCGCACGUUAGCCCAGAGGCUACUUGCCAAGGAAAAUAUCUUAAACUCGUAUCCACCAGAGGGGAAAAGUGGACAGGAGACGAGGAAAAGGAGACGUUGGAGAGGAACCCUGGACAUGACACGUGGAGGGGAGACGCAGAGACCCGGAGACGCAGAGACGCGGAGACGUGGAGAGAAGCUGCAUGGAGGAAGACGUUCGGGACAGAGAGCUGGGGUGAUGAUGAGUUUCCUCGGUGACGGCAUGGCUUCGGCCCCAUUCACGGGCAAGGAAAUAGUCGGCACGGGAGUCAGCGUCAAAGAAGAGAUAAGUGAGGUUGUCACCGAAGAUACAUGCCUGGAAAUAAAGGAGGAACCACUUGAUUAUGGAGAUGAAGCGAGAAAUGAAGUGUUUAACGUGAAUGUAAUACAUGAAAAUAAUUUCCUUCAUAAUCCUCUUGAUCUGAGACAUGAAUCACAUGCAAAAGACUCAUGUAACUUGGUUCAGGAUUGUAAUGACAUGUCAAAAGUACCAUUGGUGUGUGGCAAGGAAGUGUCCUCAAAAGAGUCACAUCAACAUUCACAUGGGAGUCACACAAAAGAGAUGCCAUAUAACUGUGGAGAAACCAUAAGCUGUGAACUUUACAACAAGGCCUUUUCACAGAAGCAUAAUUUGGUGAGAGUUCAUACAAAGAAGAAGUCAUAUAGCUGUGACACUUGCAUUAAGAAAUUUUCUAAAAGAAAUGAUCUUCUAACGCAAAUUAGAGUACAUGAGAAGCGAUAUAGCGGCAAGAUUUGCAAUAAGGCCUUUUCUGAGAGAAGUGAUCUUGUAAAGCACACUGUAGUACAUACAAAAGAGAAGCCAUAUAGCUGCGAGAUUUGCAACAAUACAUUCUCAUGGAGAAUUAGUCUGGUAAGGCACAUGAGAACACACACUAAGGAGAAACCAUACAGUUGUGAAAUUUGUAACAAGACUUCUCAGGAAAUCUAA
Penaeus monodon (black tiger shrimp) is the source of this 1272-nucleotide messenger RNA. Its product is annotated as zinc finger protein 79-like. The transcript is spliced from 9 exons. NCBI's taxonomy places the organism in Eukaryota, Metazoa, Arthropoda, Malacostraca, Decapoda, Penaeidae. Gene Ontology annotation, biological process: regulation of transcription by RNA polymerase II. The coding region runs from base 1 to 1272 and encodes 423 amino acids. The record is from RefSeq and is a predicted model, not a curated record. Gene Ontology annotation, molecular function: RNA polymerase II cis-regulatory region sequence-specific DNA binding; DNA-binding transcription factor activity, RNA polymerase II-specific.